This is a messenger RNA of Leptopilina boulardi, 1725 nucleotides long. Its product is annotated as facilitated trehalose transporter Tret1-like. Gene Ontology annotation, biological process: transmembrane transport. The transcript is spliced from 2 exons. Gene Ontology annotation, molecular function: transmembrane transporter activity. The record is from RefSeq and is a predicted model, not a curated record. Gene Ontology annotation, cellular component: membrane. Bases 211 to 1659 code for a protein of 482 amino acids. NCBI's taxonomy places the organism in Eukaryota, Metazoa, Arthropoda, Insecta, Hymenoptera, Figitidae.
UAACGUUCUGACAUCAAAGAAUUAUAUACCUAUGAGCGUUUUAUCAAACAUCUCGGAAAAAAAUUUUAAACUUGGUACAUUAUCUCUUCAUACUCUCUGUUAUGAGUUUGUGUCUUUUUAAUCAGAUCUGGAAAUUUUUUUUUUUUUAAUUAAUUUUUAUUUAUCAUUUUUCUAAAAUGAAAUUUAUUUAAAAUUUAUUUUUAUUAAAAUAUGUGUAGCAAUUAUCAACAAGUCUCUAUUAAUGAUGAAACACUGGAAAAUGAUAAAUCAAAAUCACGAAAUCAUAUUCUACAAUUUAUUGCCACAAUUAGCGUAUGUAUCCUGACAAUUGGAAAUGGAACAGUCGACUCAUGGACAUCUCCGGCACUUCCAUUUUUGACAAGUAAUCAUUCAUCAUUUCCGGUGACAAAUUUACAAGGCUCAUGGAUAGCAUCAACUUCCGAUCUUGGCUCAGCAAUGGGAAAUUUAUUAACGCCAAUUUUUUCAACUUUUAUGGGUCGAAAAUAUUCAUUAUUAAUAUUUGCCAUAAUGGAAUUAAUUUCUUGGACAAUGAUAAUUUUAGCAAAUAACAUAAUAAUGUUAUAUACAGCUCGUUUCAUUAGUGGUGUAUCAUGUACGCUUGCAAUUAGUUUCACAACAAUUUAUAUUGGUGAAAUUUCUGGCAAAGAAAUAAGAGGAAUUUUAUUAUUAAUAGUUCGUAUUUCAACUCAAUUUGGUAGUUUAUUUGUAAAAAUUAUUGGCGCAUAUCUCACAUAUCAAAUGAUGAAUAUGGCAAUGAUUUUAAUUUUAUUACCAUUUUUUUUUACAUUUACAUUUAUACCAGAGAGUCCAUAUUAUUUAUUAUUUAAAAAUCAAAAAAAUGAUGCACGAAAGACAAUUAUUAAACUUAAUGGUACUGAUAAUUUGGAAAUAAUUAAUUUUGAAAUUGAACGCUUACAGGAAACAGUGAAUGAAAAUAAAAUUAAUGAAAAAUGUGCAAUUUGGAAUUUAUUUUUUAUAGAAGGAAAUAGAAAAAGUUUUUUUAUUGUACUAAUUGUAUGGUGGACAAAAUUUUUAUCAGGCGACACAUCUAUUGAUGCUUAUACACAAGAGAUAUUUGCUUAUAGUGAUUUUUUUCUAUCGCCAAAAUAUUCAACAAUUAUUUAUGCAGCAAUCACUGUUAUCAUUCCUCUUAUUGUUACUCGACUAAUUGAACGAGUUGGUAGGAAAAAAAUAUUUUUUCUCUCUGGUUUAUUUUCUGCAUUUGGUUUAACAAUUGUGGGUUUAUUUUUUUUUUUUAAAUUCUACAUGCAAAUUGAUAUGAAAUCAUUUAGUUGGAUUCCAUUUGUUUUCUUAAUAUUUUAUAAUAUUGCAUCGAAUUGCGGUUGUAUAACUUAUGUAAUAACUGGCGAAAUGUUUGCACUUAAUAUUAAGGAAAUUGCCGUGACGUGCGUUACAAUUACAAAUGAUUUAUUAGCAUUUUUUGUUAAAGUUAUUUUUCAUUGGAUGAAUAAUAAUACUGGGAUAUAUACAACAUUUUGGAUGUAUGCAUUAUUCAGUAUUAUUGGAUCGAGUCUUUUUUUUAUUAUCGCUCCCGAAACAAAGGGAAAAACAUUGGAGGAGAUUCAAGAUAUUUUACAUUCGAGAAAGAAAAAAAAUCAAGAAGAAUUAAUCAAUUAAGAAAUUAAACAAAUUAUCAUUUUUGUUCUUAUUUUACAAUAAAUGAAUAAAUAAUUUAUUAACUAA